Molecule: messenger RNA, 1296 nt
Organism: Nannospalax galili (Upper Galilee mountains blind mole rat)
Lineage: Eukaryota; Metazoa; Chordata; Mammalia; Rodentia; Spalacidae
Gene: Lnp1
Product: leukemia NUP98 fusion partner 1
Exons: 3
Coding region: 433-969 (178 amino acids)
Source: RefSeq, a predicted model, not a curated record
CCCAUUUCAGAGCCAGCCUGGAGUCAGCAAGCGUAUUGUAAGGGUCACACUUCAUCAUUAUUGACAGCUGGAGAUGCCACCACAUGCCUUUGGCAGAAAGACACAGGGAAAAUCAGGCAGUGGACUGUGCUUCCUACCCUCAAGCUGCAAGGCACAGCCCCAGAAACAGGAGGAUUAAAAAGCCUCUCAAUUUAAAGAGACAAGGGGGAGGGGAGUGUGGGCUGCACAGUUUAUAAAUAGGCAUUGCUCAAGGCUGCCUGAUGAUGAAGUGGUUGUUUAAUAAAUUUUUCUUUUUUAAGGAUGCCGUUAUCAGAGGCCAUUUAACAAUAUCACUUUCAUUUAUUGUUCUGGACGAGUUUCAUCAAGUCAGCCCUGUUGGGUUAUAUUUCUUUCUGUUUUAGAAACAGGCCUUUAAUUUUGAGUUAUAUUUCCAUGGAGCACAGAGAUGAUGAUGAUGACGAUGUUUCUUUUGCCAAAUGGAUGAGCAGCUUCUGGGGUCACAGCUGGAGAGACAAGGAUGAGAGGGGACUCCGAGAAUACCAGCGACCACAAGAUGCCAGUUACAGGAAAGCCUCCCUGCCUUGCCCAUUUCCUGUGAUUCCCAGAAUUACAUCAUCUGAUUGCCAUCCUAGACAGUACUCUCAUGAGGACCAAGGAUCCCAAAACCAUCCCGCCAUACGGUAUUACAGAAAAUGCUCCAUGGAUGGGUCAUUCCAGGAGCCUCUGGAAUCAAAAGGAGGAUCUCAUCCUAAAUUACAGGAAGUUUCAGAGUCUUUUGAACAGAAACUGUGCCUUAGAAUAACACACUCUGCCUCUUUGGGACCAAAGAGCAGAAAGGAGAGAAGAGAAAGACAAUGCCUAGGAACUGAAAUGAAAUCCCACAAGAAAAUGGAGGACAGAAGGAACUCAAUGAAGGAAGCACACAAAGAUGCACACCUGGCUCCCCUGGCUGAAAAGGGGCCAGAAUAGCGCUUUGUUUCUACUUUGCAGUGACAGAUGCCACUCAUCAUUCUGAACCCCAAUUCUCCACAUCGGGAUGUUAGAAUGACAGCUGCAAAAGGGCGAUCACAGAUGCUGAGAAUGAAGUGGGCAGUUGGAAUAGCUGCUUCUCAAGAUGACUUGUAUCAUUCUCCAGUGGCUUCUGACUAUUUACUUGAAAGUGUAAUUGCUUUUUUUGCCCUUCUAUGGGAAUAAAAAAUAAGAUAUUUUAAUAGGAUAAAAGAAUUUCUGAAAUUGUAAGGUGUGGCUUAUAAAGAACUACCCACACUUUUCAUCAACACUUCUUCCGUAUCAAUC